Messenger RNA from Pomacea canaliculata, 4156 nucleotides. RefSeq names its product surfeit locus protein 4-like. The record is from RefSeq and is a predicted model, not a curated record. The coding region runs from base 102 to 914 and encodes 270 amino acids. The transcript has 4 exons. Gene Ontology annotation, biological process: Golgi organization. Gene Ontology annotation, cellular component: endoplasmic reticulum; endoplasmic reticulum-Golgi intermediate compartment; membrane. Lineage: Eukaryota; Metazoa; Mollusca; Gastropoda; Architaenioglossa; Ampullariidae.
GCGUCUGGUAUGACGAUUGUGCUUCUACUUCCGCUACUUCCGUUUGUGGAAAGCAGACAGUACGUGGCUCUUCGCCGGUAGUUUUCGGCGACUUGCGCAAAAUGCCCAAGCAAAACGAAUUAAUAGAUAAAGCCGAAGAUGUGGCUGAUCUGGUUUUGCGACACUCAAAACACGUUCUUCCUCAUGCAGCCCGCUUCUGCCUCAUCAGCACUUUCUUGGAGGAUGGCAUUCGCAUGUGGACACAGUGGAAUGAGCAGAGGGACUACAUGAAUGCCUCCUGGGGGUGUGGCUAUGUACUGGCUUCCCUUUUUGUGCUGACUAACCUGACAGGACAGUUGGCGGGUUGUGUGAUGGUUCUAAGUCGACAGAAAGUUCCUAUUGCAUGUGGUAUACUUUUUGGUAUCAUUGCACUUCAGACAGUGGCAUACAGCAUAUUGUGGGAUGUCAAGUUCUUGAUGAGGAACCUGGCUCUGGCAGGGGGUGUACUGCUUUUGCUGGCGGAGAACAAGGCAGAAGGCAAGAGUUUAUUUGCUGGCCUGCCCUCAACUGGUGAAAACAAUCCUAAACAGUACAUGCAACUCAGUGGCCGCAUCCUGCUAGUCCUCAUGUUUCUGACCCUCCUCCGCCUGGAGAUCAGUAUGCUUCAAAUUCUCAUCAACGUCAUUGGCACAGCUCUUAUUGUCCUCAUUGCUAUUGGGUACAAAACCAAGCUGUCUGCUUUAGUGUUGGUCAUCUGGCUAACAGGGCUUAAUGUCUACUUCAAUGCUUGGUGGAACAUUCCAGACUAUCGGCCCAUGCGGGAUUUCUUGAAGUAUGACUUUUUCCAGACCCUGUCUGUGAUUGGUGGGCUCUUGCUAGUUGUGGCAUAUGGCCCUGGUGGAGUUAGUAUGGAUGAGCAUAAGAAAAAAUGGUAGUGAAAACAACUUCCAAUAGAAAUUUUAGACCCUUUUUUAAAAAGUAAUUCAUUUCCUUUGGUCUGUUCUUUUUAAAUGGUAAGAAUACUGCGUGAAUUGUUAGAAUAUUUAGAACAGAAUCAACAUGUCCUUCAUUUUAUUUUUCUUAAAAAUUAAAGCAGACUUGUCUUUGACAGUACAGAGGACUAAAAAAGAAAAAAAAACCUUGGUUUUGAAGUACUUUUUCUUAGCUUGUCCUAUUGUGAAGGAUUUUUUUCCCAAGCUUGUACAUCCAUCUUGUUUGUUUGUUGACAAAUCCUCAGCACUUAGCAGCUUAAUGUUUCAUGAGUGUCUGAAACAGGAUCAGUAUAAUUGUACAGACUUUGUAAAAUGUCACUGUUGAGAAAAAAAGUAUCAGGGUAUAGGAGAGGACCAUGUGGAGAAUUUGCAUUUGCCUAUUUUUAGCAUUCUCCUAAAGAAAUGCGAAUUACCUUUUGGCAAUGAAUAACUGAAUGAUUGGCACCACAUUUGUAGAAGGUUUCUAACACUGGUCAAGGGUCUUUUUCAGGUGACGGUAUGUUUUAUGAAUGUGGUUAAGUGUUGUAUACUUAUAUCGGGCAAUAAAUGAUAAAGAACUGGUGGUUUUGGUGUGUCUUUGAAGUCUAUUUCACUGUAAAAAAGAAGUUUUGUUGGAACAUCUCAGCAACCCCUGUGUAAGACAACAGCUUUUAACCAAAAUUUGUGUUUCUCCUGAUUGAUUCGCUGGUGACUCUUUUGUGGCUGAACUGCAUUAUGAUGAGUAGCUUAUGAUAUAAUCCAUACUUUCUAAAUAAUGAAAGUCCAUGCUUUGUGAAUACGGAAUGAAAGUACUCAAUGUAGAAUGAUAUGCUUUCAAAUGCACUAACCAGGGUCUCUUUACAUGUCAGCUGUUAGACUAUAAUAACUGUGCUGGCAUGGAUGUUUACACUGGGUCUUUGAGUGAAUGCAUUUUUUUUUAUUAUUAUUAUUUGUGAGUCAGUGCUGUUAUUCUGGCGUGUAUGUACUUGAUAUAUGUAAUCACUUUAUGUAUAAGAGAGACUUGACAGCUUGAUGAAAAUGAAAACCACAGCAGUUAUCUGCUGUGUCCUGCUUGCUUGAGCUGAAGUUUUGGUUUUAAGAUUAGUCCUCUGCUAUCUUGUCCAAGUCAUUCUGUUUAUCUUGUUACAAUGUAAGACAAUACCAUGACUGUGCAGAAGUCAAUGUGUAAUAAAAUCACAAAGACUUGUAAGAAUCUGUUGAUCUUCUACAUAUGUAGAUUUUCUUUUGAUAAAUACUCAGUUGUUUUUGGUGGUCUGGGAUUUUUUUUUUGUGGUCCAUUUUUGAGAAUAUAGGUGUGACAGAAUCUAGUGAGGAAUUACACUUUGAUUUUCAUAUUGGCCAUAUUGAUCUUAAAGGAGCAAGGAAUUGCCCAUAUUUUUUUAGAUUUAAGAUAUGGAAUAUUUUGAACCAUGCAAGUUUUAUCAGGUGCUAGUUUCAGAUGUUCUUAACUAUCAAAAAGAUAACACUUAAUUUUGACUGUUAACGACUUCUUUUUGUCAACCUCCCUUGAAAACAAUUGUAAUAAUUAUUGCUGUUUAUAUAUAGUCCAUUUUUUUUUUGGUCUUUGAUGAGUGUAAUAAAUUCUUCAACUGAAACAUGAUGUGUCUGCAUCCAGGCCUGUGUGAUUAAAUUUGGCAUAUCAAUAGGGAUGCUUCUGACUUCAUGAUAGCCUAGUAAUUUGCAACGAAAGCAGUUUUGUUGAUCAGGUAUGUUGACAGCAUUUUGCUAGGGUAAGUAAUAAUUUUAUGAUUUCUUUUGAGGGGGUGGGAAAGGAUAGGUUCUCAAAUUCACCAAUCAGUUUCAGGUCACAUGUGAUUUCAUGUUUGUCAGUAUAAUGCAUUAAACAUGAAGUUUAAAGAGCGGUGGAGUAAUCUGGAUUUGAUUCUUGAUGCGUUGCGGCAACUUUCAUCCUAUUGUGUAGUUGCCAUCCUUUUAGCCUGGCACAAAAGUUUAUCUCCGUGGGCUGCCGCCCCUCCCCCUACCCCAUUCCCGAAUUGCUUUAAAGCUGUUUCUUGUAAACAUGUUCAUGGAGUCACAGAUAUAUCAGGCAGGAUGUGGCUUGUCCUCAUACACUGAUGAUUCAAUGUGCACAACUGGAUCUCAAGGAAUUGUAGUCUGACGGGAAGUUUUCUUUAAGUAGGAUUUGGAUUGUUUGUAUGAGGCGUGAUAUGGUGUCUUGACACUGGGAAUGAAUGGAGACCCAAGUGAAGCAAGAGAGAUUAUGUUUUAAUCGCUGCAUGCCUUACUUCAGUAUUUUGUUUUUAAUCAAGUUAUCGUUGUAGCCUCUUAGUCGUAAGAGGAUGUGUGCUGAGUUUUGUUGCCCCUGUCCCUUCUCAGAUUUGAGAGAAUUUGGACUGACACUUCAAAAUUUCUGAAAAGAUUUGCACCUUCAGUAGAAUUAUAUUAAGUUUUGGGAAAAAAAAAUGAGCAGAGCCAUAUAGUUCUGUAUAUUUUCUUUUUAAGUAAUAAAUUACAGUCCAGGAUUUGGUGUUCUGUAAACAUGAUCUAUACGCAGGUUCGUUUUACUUUGUGACAUGGUUGUUUUUAGUUUUUUAAUUUGGCUUCUUGUUUCCUGAAAGUACUCAAUUUUUGUUUGCUUUAUGUCAUUUAUAGGCACUGCUGUGUGUGCAAGAGGAGACUCCAAAAGUAAAAUAAUUGGGAUGGAGGAGUGUACCCGAGAGUGAUUGCAAUUGAUAGUUAACAAUCAACUAGUAAAUAUUUGAAGUCUUCCUGUAAAAUUAAGUUGGUUGGAACUUGAUCAGUUGAGGAAGAUGACCGUUUUAGUCUUAUAUUGGUUUUACUUGUCCUGCAUGUUUCAGUAAAUUUGGUUGACUGCUGUUAAUUUGCUGCUUUUUAUCUGCCAGAAACGUAUGUUAAUAUCAGCGUUUUUUUUAGGAAGUGUAGUAUUUCAGAGAGUUAAGGACAAAGUUCUCCAAUGAUGCAGAGCGUCAUCAAACUGCUAUGCAGUUCAUUUUACUGCAAAGAUGAUCAUGUUACACAUGAUCAGUGUUCACAAGAUACUGCCGUAACCUUUGUUUGCAGGAUCUGGCAUUUUAAGCCUCAUGAGAAAAUGUUCGACAGCUUUGAUUUUCAGAUUUGUCUGUAAUUUUGAUAUCCCUGUAGUCAGUGUAUUAAUCUUCUAUUUGUUUUGAAAAAUGUAAAAAAACAAAAAUGUGGUUGUUUGA